Messenger RNA from Penicillium roqueforti, 1956 nucleotides. Its product is annotated as transcription factor domain-containing protein. The record is from RefSeq and is a predicted model, not a curated record. Gene Ontology annotation, molecular function: zinc ion binding; DNA binding; DNA-binding transcription factor activity, RNA polymerase II-specific. Gene Ontology annotation, cellular component: nucleus. NCBI's taxonomy places the organism in Eukaryota, Fungi, Ascomycota, Eurotiomycetes, Eurotiales, Aspergillaceae. Gene Ontology annotation, biological process: DNA-templated transcription; regulation of DNA-templated transcription. The transcript is spliced from 5 exons. Bases 1 to 1956 code for a protein of 651 amino acids.
AUGAGGCUGUCAAUAUCGUGUGAUGCUUGUCGUCAGGCAAAAGUCAAAUGUCUUCAUGAAGGGCAACCGCCCUGUCAACGUUGCUUGAAGAACAAAAACCAAGAAUGCGAUUUGACAGAUCCCCGUGCCUCAAAACAGAGGACACGGGGAAAUAUCGUCUCAUCCAGGACCCCAAGAAAACGAAAAGCAUUGUCUGCCCUAUCUCCAAUGAUAGAAGAUGCAGAAAGAAGCACCCCUAGGAAUGUCACCGUGGCUCAAGACCUAUCCAAAGAUCCCAUAGCAGCGCUAUCGCCAGCAACCAUCAUCAGCGCAGUGGAAACCUACAGAAAAAAGUUCCCAAUUACCAAUUUUCUUCAUUACCCGUCUUUGAUCUCUGACAUAUCAUCCAACGUUCACUCGGUGGACUCCGUCUUUGUCGCCUCGGUCCUUUCCUUAUGCGUGCGGUUUAUGAACAGCGAUGAACUCGAGGAAGAAGAAACCUAUGCCGACUAUGCACGCAAGAACCUGGCCCAGCGCGUGCUUGAAGCCCCCUCGCUUUAUCUUGCCCAGUCCCUCGUGAUGAUCUCAUUUUAUGAGUGGGGCACUGGGCGACCUUAUCAAGCUUGGAUGUAUAGCGGCAUGGCGACAUAUAUGAUACAAUCCCUUCUGAAGAUGGCAGAUGAUAGCAUGGAACACAAUCCUCAAGAGUUUCAUGCAUCCCAAACACAAUACGAACAACUGGUCCGAACCUACUGGUGCUGCUUUGCCCAAGACUGCGAGCUGAGCUCCGGGGCCCGUCAGCACUUUGCGCUAUCAUUCUCUCAGAUCUCGGUCCCUCUCCCAAUCAGUGAUCGGGACUUCACAUUUAAUCAUACUCCAGCCAACAGGCUGAUGCCUGCUGAUAUGAAUAAAGACUGUCUGCUAGCGAAGAAUCUUACGAUUGAGCAUGGCCUGACAAUUGUCACUCGAGGGUUCGACAUAUUCGUACGAAUCCUAAGAUUUGCUAAUGAACAUCGACGAGCACUGGCUUCUUUGUCUUCAGAUGACUCGGCUACAUCUCCGCUCCUCUUGACUUGGCAAGUCCUCAAGAAGGAAUUGGAUGAAUGGAGGUUUCUUCAGGAUGUAACGGUUCAGUUCCCAGCUACCAGUGUUCAAUCGCACGUAGCACUCGGGUACGGGGAGCUGUUUGCAUACAUCAAUCUGGUUCAUUGCAUGAGCAUCCUUUUUCUCCAUCGGGACCGCUUCUUAUCCAACCUAAAGCCCCAUUCCGACGUUUUCCAUGACGCAAAUGAUGAUACCCAAGGCGAGCCCGAUACAAUCAAACAGCUAUUCGAAGCCGCUCAGCAGAUCGGAGGUAUCCUCAAUGCACUAGACGCCUCCGGCGCACCUAUAAUGUCACCAUAUUCCGGCUUCAGCGUCUUUGUCGCUGCUCAUAUCAACAUGUACGGAACAAUUGCCCCACAGCGAUAUCCGGGUGGUCUCAAACGGGCCGAAGAAGAAAAGAGUCGAAAUCUUGACUAUCUCGAGCGACUAAGUAAACUCUGGCCGGUUGGUCGCAGUUGGUGGCGAACAGUACAAGAGGCAAACCGAUUCUACGAAAUAGUCAAGAGUAACCAAUCCCACUCCGAGUCUGGAAUGCACAGCCCUAGGAGAUUCGCCCUCGCAGGUACCCUGGAUGAAUAUGGCGACAUCCGAUCUCGUCCAAGUAGAGACGCGUAUGCGACCAGGGCGCGAACCUCUGAAUCCCGUGAUACGCACAGUUCUCAUACUUGUGGAGGCACUUCAUCGUCGCCUGCUCUUGGUGAAACCAACUUUCUUCCCAGGGAGAAUGCUGCCAUUGGUAGUCACCAUGAUUUUGAAACCGAUAUGUUUCAAUGGCCAUUUAUUGAUGGAUCGUGGUCCCUUGGGUUUGAUGCGGGAUUGGAUGGGUUGUGGUAUAACUCAGGGUUAUUUGACCCAAAUCCAUCUCUUAGGUGA